Molecule: messenger RNA, 789 nt
Organism: Ruditapes philippinarum (Manila clam)
Lineage: Eukaryota; Metazoa; Mollusca; Bivalvia; Venerida; Veneridae
Exons: 4
Source: RefSeq, a predicted model, not a curated record
CUUACUCAGACGUGAAUAGUUGAAUUGGAUGGUUUGUUAAAAUGGUGGGACCUAAGAUAAUAUUUUUAUUUAUAACUGGAUGUGUAACCUGUUUGACUGCAGAUACUGUCGAACAAAUCUUUAUCAGAGACAGCAAGGUCCCUGUGAAAGGAAAUGAUAUACAGGUUGUAUGUGAGGUGUCACAGUUCACCAGCGGUGGUAUUGUCAGUGUCUAUAAGACAGACUCCAUUCCUCCAGCGGACUUAACUCCAACUCCAUCAGUAGUAAAAUGUACCCAAUCAGUGUGCUUAGGAAGUAUACCAAGACAUACAUUCAGUACUAGCAGCAGUGGUGUCACUAUUACAGUCACUAAUCUCAAUAGAUCAGAAGACCAGAAAUAUUGGACAUGUGCAAUCAGCAACCAGAGAAAAUACAUGCAGCUUACUGUAUACACAAUUACUUCAUCGCUUCAGUACGAUCAUCCACCAAACCAUGCUCAAGACUUAGUUCAAAAUUCAGUAACCCUUAGAUGUAGCACAGGAUGUGCCUAUCCUUCACCAAAUUUUAUAUGGUAUUAUAUUAAGACUAAUGGAUCACGUCAAAAAUGGUCAACAACAACACCUGUGACUAAUAGAACUGGUGAUUGUACGGACUCUGAGAAAAUAUAUACGUCAACGUUAACAUUACCAAGAAAUACAGUGUUUACUGACGACACAGAUACCAUUGUGAAGUUUCAGUGUGGUGCCAUAUCAGAAACUGGUGCAAAAUAUCAACUAUUUACGCAAACAUCCGUAGAUAUUCGAUUUGCAG